Molecule: messenger RNA, 2245 nt
Organism: Ochotona curzoniae (black-lipped pika)
Lineage: Eukaryota; Metazoa; Chordata; Mammalia; Lagomorpha; Ochotonidae
Gene: KBTBD3
Product: kelch repeat and BTB domain containing 3
Exons: 3
Coding region: 140-1975 (611 amino acids)
Molecular function (GO): protein binding
Source: RefSeq, a predicted model, not a curated record
CGAGCCUCACGGUUAGUCCACUCACACUCGGGGAUGCGCUAACGGGACAGCGGGGCGAGCCAAUCGCAGGGAAGCCUUUUGGAGUUAGGGAGUCUUGGGGUGGAGACUUGAGAGACUGCAGUUGCAGUUCUAUGAACAGAUGAAACUGGCUAUGGAGAAUUCGUAUGAUGUCAGUCAACAAAACUCAUGCAAUGGAAUUCCAAAUGAGCAGAAAAACAACUUCCUUGUAUCAGAAGACCACAGUCAGAAAAUCUUAAGUGUACUACAGAAUUUUAGGGAGCAAAAUAUCUUUUAUGAUUUCAAAAUAAUCCUGAAGGAUGAAGAAAUCCCUUGUCAUCGCUGUGUGUUAGCAGCAUGCAGCGACUUUUUCAGGGCUAUGUUUGAAGUAAACAUGAAAGAAAGAGAUGACGGAAGUGUUACCAUUACUAAUUUAUCCUCCAGAGCAGUAAAAGCAUUUCUUGAUUAUGCCUAUACUGGAAAAGCAAAAAUAACAGAUGAUAAUGUGGAAAUGUUCUUCCAGCUGUCAUCAUUUCUUCAAGUUUCCUUUCUAUCCAAAGCUUGCAGUGACUUUUUAAUAAAAAAUAUUAAUCUUGUCAAUUGUUUACAGUUAUUAUCUAUAUCAGAUAGCUAUGGCUCUACCCGUCUGUUUGAUCAUGCAUUGUACUUUGUACAACAUCACUUUUCUUUGUUAUUUAAAUCCAGUGAUUUCCUAGAGAUGAAUUUUGGAGUACUGCAAAAAUGUCUGGAAUCAGAUGAGUUAAAUGUUCCUGAAGAAGAAACGGUACUGAAGGUUGUUCUUAAUUGGACUAAACAUAACUUAGAAUCAAGGCAAAAGCACCUGCCUCACUUAAUUAAAAAAGUAAGAUUGCACCAGUUAUCUGAGGAGACACUUCAAGAUUAUCUUCGCAAUGAAGAAUGUUUACUCAAAAGUACAAACUGUUUUGACAUAAUCAUGGAUGCAAUUAAGUGUGUGCAAGGUUCUAGUGGACUUUUUCCUGAUGCUCGACCAUCCACAACUGAAAAAUACAUAUUUAUACAUAAAACUGAAGAGAAUGGAGAAAACCAAUAUACGUUUUGCUAUAAUAUCAAAACUGAUUCGUGGAAAAUACUGCCACAGUCACACUUAAUUGAUUUGCCAGGAUCUAGUCUAUCUAGCUAUGGAGAGAAAAUAUUUUUGACAGGGGGUUGCAAAGGCAAGUGCUGUAGAAAGGUUCGACUUCAUAUUGCUGAGGCCUAUCAUGAUGCCACCGAUCAGACCUGGUGCUACUGUCCAGUCAAAAAUGAUUUCUUCUUGGUAUCAACUAUGAAAACACCAAGAACCAUGCACACCUCAGUUAUGGCUCUCAAUAGAUUAUUUGUCAUCGGUGGAAAGACCAGAGGAUCUCAGGACAUUAAAAGUCUCUUAGAUGUUGAAUCUUACAACCCUCUUUCCAAAGAAUGGAUAUCUGUUAGCCCAUUACCUAGAGGCAUAUAUUAUCCAGAAGCAAGUGCAUGUCAAAAUGUGAUUUAUGUUCUUGGAUCAGAGGUAGAGAUUACAGAUGCCUUUAACCCAUCACUCGAUUGCUUCUUCAAAUAUAAUGCUGUAACUGACCAGUGGUCUGAACUAGUAGCAGAGUUUGGGCAGUUUUUUCAUGCAACAUUAAUUAAAGCUGUCCCAGUAAACUGCACACUAUAUAUAUGUGACCUAUCGACCUAUAAAGUUUACAGUUUUUGUCCAGAUACUUGUGUUUGGAAGGGUGAGGGGUCUUUUGAAUGUGCAGGCUUUAAUGCGGGUGCAAUUGGAAUUGAAGAUAAAAUAUAUAUAUUAGGUGGUGAUUAUGCACCAGACGAAAUCACAGAUGAAGUUCAGGUCUACCACAGCAGCAGGUCUGAGUGGGAAGAAGUUUCACCGAUGCCAAGAGCCUUAACUGAAUUUUACUGCCAAGUAAUUCAGUUUAACAAAUACAGGGAUCCUUGGUUUUCUAAUCAUUUCUAAAAUUAGCAUGUCAGAAUGUGCUUAGACAUUCUAUAAUAUACCAGUUCUAGUAACCUACAGUAAAUUUGUUUACCAUAGAAUUAGAAGUUCUUCACAGAGUAAUAAAGUGUUACUGCUCUUAGAGAAUCACUAUGUAUGUACGCGGUAGAUGAAUAAACAGUUCCCAGAAACUUUAAAAUAGGAAAUGCAUUUUACCAAAAACUAUAUUGAAUAUAAUGUAGUCUUGGAAAAUCCAGAAUACUUGGUGUUCUAAUGUGUAAGUAAAAGUCA